AUUUUAUAAUAGUCACACUACGACUUCAAUUUACCUAUUAUUAUUAAUUAAUACCUACCUAAUAAAAGAUAAUAUAGACAGAUAGGUAUAUCAGACAUCUUAAUAUCGUAUAACACAUAAGGACUGAAGAAUUUCAAUUUUAAUUUAAAAAAUGAACAAAAAUAAUUAUAGUAAUUAUUAUACGUGUAAAAUUAAAAACAAUACUCCGGCAAAGACAGAAAUAAACAACUUACAUAAGGAUAAUAAACAAGAAAUACAACCCAAAACUUGCCAAGAAUUGUGGAGAAAGUGUGAAGUAUUGUGUUCGUCAAUUAACCCAUUGGAGAGAAUCAAGUAUCAAGAAAGUGGAUGUUGUCGCAUGUCACCUGUAACUACUACAGAUGAUUUUAAACUAUUAUAUGAGCCAUUGUUUUCCAGGAGAACAACAUUUGCAUUUUAUAAAGAAGUAUUCCAUGUGGACCCACGAUGUACGUGUAUGAAAUUCAAUGGUAUUGAAGAAGAAUGUAAACAUCCAGAAUGCAAACAAAAUUUGAAAUGCUUAAGCUUACCAUCAGCAACAUGUUCACCAGCUGAAAAUUGGAAAAAAUACUACGGACAAACUUCAUAAUUUUUUAUACACUAAUCGGAACAAUAUUUAUUAUACAAUUACUUUAUUCUAUAAUUAUGA
This is a messenger RNA of Acyrthosiphon pisum (pea aphid), 667 nucleotides long. RefSeq lists its product as uncharacterized. Lineage: Eukaryota; Metazoa; Arthropoda; Insecta; Hemiptera; Aphididae. The coding region runs from base 152 to 607 and encodes 151 amino acids. The transcript has 3 exons. The record is from RefSeq and is a predicted model, not a curated record.